AUGAAGCCAACAUUCUCUACACUCGAAGUCGAUAUUCGUGGACCACAUUCUACGCUGGAAGUAGACCCUCGACAGUACCCUGCCGAUCUUGAAGUCAAACCAGCAGAUCCCAAGUCUCCAAAAGUCCUCGUCGGGGAGGGUCAGCAACCUUCUGACACAGGACCAACGAGAUCUCAUACUAAUCCUUGGCACAAAAGCGCAGUCACAUAUCUCAACUACAAUUACCACUACGGAAACUACAUUCACUACGGAACGAUCUACUAUCAAGUCCACCUCUACACCCAGCCCGGGUGA
This is a messenger RNA of Fusarium venenatum, 294 nucleotides long. NCBI's taxonomy places the organism in Eukaryota, Fungi, Ascomycota, Sordariomycetes, Hypocreales, Nectriaceae. The record is from RefSeq and is a predicted model, not a curated record.